Molecule: messenger RNA, 519 nt
Organism: Impatiens glandulifera
Lineage: Eukaryota; Viridiplantae; Streptophyta; Magnoliopsida; Ericales; Balsaminaceae
Product: agamous-like MADS-box protein AGL80
Exons: 1
Coding region: 1-519 (172 amino acids)
Biological process (GO): positive regulation of transcription by RNA polymerase II
Molecular function (GO): RNA polymerase II cis-regulatory region sequence-specific DNA binding; protein dimerization activity; DNA-binding transcription factor activity, RNA polymerase II-specific
Source: RefSeq, a predicted model, not a curated record
AUGACCAGGAGAAAGGUGCAACUUUCCUUCAUUGCCAAUAACAGUGCAAGGAAAUCUACACUCAAGAAAAGGAAGCGUGGCUUGGUCAAGAAGAUGCACGAAAUAACCACCCUAUGUGGGGUUGAGGGGUGUGUCAUCAUAAAUGACGACAAUGACCCUCAGCCAACGGUUUGGCCCUCGGAGGCAGGUGCUCGAAGGACUAUCGAAAGGUUUAGAAGCCUUCCGAUAGACGACCAAAACAAGAGGAUGGUGAAUCAGGAGAGUUUCACCAAACAGAGGCUGGAGAAGAUUGAAGAGAAGCUGAAGAAGCAGAGGAGAGAAAACCGGGAGAAGGAGGUCACACAAAAAAUGUACCAAAGCAUGUGUGACGGACCGUUGGUCGUGGCCUCCACUCUCAAUGCAAAUGAGUGUGAUGAGGUGAUCAACAUGCUGAGCCGACACAUCAUGGAAAUGAACAUCGCCAUGGAGACACUCCGUGGCGGCGAGGCUUCGUCUUCCAAUUCCAAUUCCCUCCCCUAA